Lagopus muta (rock ptarmigan) is the source of this 1662-nucleotide messenger RNA. RefSeq names its product RNA-binding protein 4B-like. Gene Ontology annotation, cellular component: nuclear speck. Lineage: Eukaryota; Metazoa; Chordata; Aves; Galliformes; Phasianidae. Gene Ontology annotation, biological process: mRNA splicing, via spliceosome. Gene Ontology annotation, molecular function: zinc ion binding; mRNA binding. The record is from RefSeq and is a predicted model, not a curated record.
ACAGCCCGGACAACCAAUGGGGGGCGAAGGGCGGGGGCCCGAGUGGCCGAGCACCGCCGCCGCCAUUUUGCGAGGAGAGAGCGGCGGAGGGCGCAGGCCUGAAGAUGGUGAAGCUGUUCAUCGGGAACCUGCCGCGGGAGGCGACGGAGCAGGAGAUCCGCUCGCUGUUCGAGCAGUACGGCAAGGUGCUGGAGUGCGACAUCAUCAAGAACUACGGCUUCGUGCACAUCGAGGACAAGACGGCGGCCGAGGACGCCAUCCGCAACCUGCACCACCACAAGCUGCACGGCGUCUGCAUCAACGUGGAGGCCAGCAAGAACAAGAGCAAGGCCUCCACCAAGCUGCACGUGGGCAACAUCAGCCCCACCUGCACCAACCUGGAGCUGCGCGCCAAGUUCGAGGAGUACGGCCCCGUCAUCGAGUGCGACAUCGUCAAGGACUACGCCUUCGUGCACAUGGAGCGGGCGGAGGACGCGGUGGAGGCCAUCCGAGGGCUGGACAACACCGAGUUCCAAGGCAAGCGGAUGCGCGUGCAGUUGUCCACCAGUCGGCUCAGGACCGCGCCCGGGAUGGGAGACAAGAGCGGCUGCUACCGGUGCGGGAAGGAAGGGCACUGGUCUAAAGAGUGUCCGGUAGAUCGCCCGGGGCAAGUGGCUGACUUUACCGAGGCCUAUAACGAGCAGUACGGAGCCGUGCGCACUCCCUACACCGCGGGCUAUGGGGAGACCAUGUAUUACGAUGACGCGUACGGCGGGAUGGCCGACUACUACAAGCGCUACCGCGUCAGGUCCUAUGCGACGGCCUCUGCGUACGACGCCUACGCAGAGCAGACCAUGGCCCAGUACUCCCAGUACGCCCAGUACUCCCAGGUCCAGUCCACGGCCAUGGCGGCCACCACGGCCAUGGCCAGCCGCAUCCCCACCACCUUAGACCCCUACGAUAGAGCUCUGCUGCCCACCCCGGGCGUAGCGGCGGCUGCGGUGGCGGCUGCAGCCACGGCGGCGGCGGCGGCGGCCUCCUCCACCUAUUACACCCGGGAUAGAAGCCCCCUGCGCCGCACGGCAGCCGCGGCCACCACCGUCGGAGAGGCGUACACGUACGAUCGUAGUCAGCUGUCGCCGGUCUCGUCGGUCGCUCGGGCUUCGCUCUACGACAUGCAGCGGUUCGGGCGCGACCCGUACGCGGACAGGGCGCGGUACUCUGCCUUUUGAGCCGAGGUGAGCGUGUGUGGAGCCGCAGAACACCGCUGUGCUGCUGGGGUUGCGCGGGGGUCCCCCGGCGGCAGGGCUGACCCCCGCCUCGUUGCCAGCCGCAGGGGGCGCAGAGGUCGGGGCCGAGCGCCGGGACCCGGCUCGGGGCCCUUUGUGGGCGUUAAAGCCCGGACGCCGGCUCCACCAGAGCCCGGCUGGCUUUGGCACGGCGAGCGUGGCGAGAUGAGCGUCGGCAUGUCGGUGUAGAGCGGUCCUCCCGGUGCCGGGAGCGCGCCCUGCUCCCCGGCGUGGUGCCAGGGGAGGCUCCCCUCCCGUCCACUCACACAACGCCCUGCCGAGCCCGGGGCGGCCGACGAGUCACAACCGAGCGGCGUCCCGCUGCCGGCAGCUCGGCCGAUGUCUGGACUGCAGCUGGACUCCGGCUUUUUCCGCAGGGCUCGGCUCAGCCCCA